Messenger RNA from Leguminivora glycinivorella, 3072 nucleotides. RefSeq names its product WD repeat-containing protein 6. Lineage: Eukaryota; Metazoa; Arthropoda; Insecta; Lepidoptera; Tortricidae. Bases 96 to 3050 code for a protein of 984 amino acids. Gene Ontology annotation, cellular component: cytoplasm. The record is from RefSeq and is a predicted model, not a curated record. The transcript is spliced from 5 exons. Gene Ontology annotation, biological process: tRNA methylation. Gene Ontology annotation, molecular function: protein binding.
AUGUGAAAAGUUAACGUAAACAUGUAAAAUUACUUCGAUUUAGAUUUUUAACAAAAUAAUAUUGCAGCUAAAUUGGCCUCAGAAGUCUAUUAAGCAUGACUUUCGUACGCACUGACGUGACUGCCGUAAAAUUCCACCAAGAUGUCCUAUUUGCAGGUACCGGUAGUUACACAAAUAUAUUUAGUAAGGCUUCUUUAAAGUCUGUACAGAGCUUAUUAACGCUGCAGGGUCAGAAAAUAUAUGGUUUCGUGCCUUCAAAAUGUGGAAAGAAAAUUCUAUGUUUUGGUGGUAAACAGUUCACAGUGUUGAGUUUUUCCGGAUCGAAUAGAGAGAGAGGUGAGAUAUGCUCUCGCCUGUUCACACCGGAGGUCUGUGAUGACUGGUUGCACUCUGGAAUAUGGGUGGAUGACGACAAAGUCGCCCUUUUGACUGCACAUAAUACUGUUCAAUGCUGGGACACUGCUUCUCAAACAUUGCUCUCACAGCACAAAAGCAAAGACAACUCAAUCCUGUACAGUGGUCUACUUAUACCAUUACACAAUGAGGUCCUGGUUCUAGCUGGAACGGUGUUCUCCGAAGUCAUUAUACAUUGCUGCAGCGAGGCAGAACCACUGCAGCACUUGAGAGGGCAUAGGGGUGUAAUAUUCUCAAUAACUUGUGAUACCCAAAAAGAAAUCAUUGUCACAACAUCUGAUGACAGAUCAUUAAGGAUAUGGGCUCCAAAUACCCCUAGCAAACAAAAAAUUUACACUAAAGAAUAUUGGAAACACACCGAAAUGGUAUGCAAACAUGAGCUGUAUGGUCACUUAGCGAGAGUCAUGAGAUCCUGUAUUAGUGAUAACAUGGUGUUUUCUGUAGGGGAGGAUGGGGCUAUUUGUUUCUGGGACUUUAAUGGGAAGCCUUUAAGGAAAAAUUUGGCUCAUCAGAAUAGCCCCAUUUGGGCUGUAGAUGCCGAUAAAGAUACCUUAGUUACUGGAGGAGGUGACUGUGGAAUAAUGGUUCAUCCUUUGACUGUGACCAAUGUUAAUCAGAGUUAUACUAUGGAUAAGAAUGCUGAUGUGAAAAAAGUUGUUUUUACAGCUAGGAGAAAUAUAGUGACAAUGACAGAUAAUUGUAUAAUAUAUCAUGUUGAUGGUAAAGAUAAAUUGGAAUUUGUAUUAAAUCAUACUUCUACAUAUAAAUUACUAAGCUUGUGUGUAUGUAAACAGAUUAUAGCAGUUUCUGACAUGGAUGGGAACUUAGAUGUUUUUAUUGAAAAUUGUAAAGAAGAUUGUUUGCAGAAUGUUAUAAAGACUAAACUUGAAUUUGGGAAAAUUCUAUCUAUGCAUUGGGGUGACAAUAGACAUCUUAUUUUCUGCUCACAAAAUGGUGAAAUUAAUGUUGUUGCAAAAGGAAAUGAAGUGGAAAAAGUUUGUAGUUAUGUUUUGCCAGUUUGCAAAGAAAGAUGGUUGACUGCUGCUGCCAUUGAUGUCAAAAAUAAGAUGACGAUUCUUGGAGAUAGAUGUGGGAAUAUCCAUGUCUAUGUGAAAGGAGAAAAAGAUCCUGUAAAAACUUUUCGUAAAGUCCAUGGUAGAUAUGGACCUACCUCAAUUACUGUUAAAGAUAAUGAAAUUAUUAGCACAGGAAGAGAUGGGACCAUUAGAUACUUUGCCAUAAAAAGUGGUAAAGUCAAAUAUAUGAGCAGCAAGUGCUUAGAAUUUCAAUGGGUCGAAAAAUUCCUGGACAGAGAUGAGAAUAUCAUUUGUGGAUUUCAAGAAAGAGAUUUCGUAGUAUACGAUAUAAGGAAUAGUAAUAAGAUGUUGGAAGUGCCUUGUGGCGGCGGACAUCGUUCUUGGGAUGCAGUCCGUUUUAUAGAUAAAAUAAAUGGUGAUUAUGAAGAAUUUAUUAAAUUAAUAUAUAUCAAAAACUCAGAUGUAAAUAAAGCUCCUUUUCAGUUGAGUAAAAUUGUGUCUAGGAAUGUUGUAAAUGGUUCUCAUUCUAAAGAAAUCAACUGUCUUCAAUGCUGUACAAAUGAUCUAGACAAAUCAAAAGUCUUUUUCGUUUCUGGUGGUGAAGAUACUACUUUAAGAAUAUCUAAUAUUGAUUCUGGAAAGGAAUUUGUAGAUAGAGUUGUAUAUAAACACUUAUCAAAUAUAAGAGCAUUGAAAUUAUAUAAAUUAAAAGAUGAAUCAGUACUUGUAAUAUCAGCUGGAGGUAGAGCACAAAUCUGUUUGAAUAUAAUCAAUUUUGAAAAGAAACAAGAUGAGCUCAAAGUGAUAUUUGAAGAAGUUCUAGAUUACCAAAUAAGAGGGACAGAUAAAGAGAAGAAAGGUAGUCAAAAUUGGCGAAAUUGUUCAAUAGAUUUUGACCCAGAAACGAGAGUCAUGGAUAUUGAAGCCAUACAAACAGAUGAUAACAAUUUUGUUGUUUUUGUUGGAUGUUCAGAUGCUUAUCUCAGAAUAUAUAAACUGAAUAUUGAAGAAACUGCUGAAUUUAAACUCAUUAACGAAGUAAAAUAUCACAAAACAUGCAUUCUCAAAACACACUGCAUCAAAUUUGAAAAUAAAACUAUUCUAAUAACAUGUACCACAAGAGGUGAAACAGCAUUCUGGGAUACAAGUAAACAUAAUAAUGAAUUUCUGCCAUUCUUUAGUACAACAACAAAUAAAAGUGGUAUAAACAGUAUAGCAUCCAAAGUUAUAUCAAAUGAGGAAAUCUUAGUAGCAACAGGAGGCGAUGAUAAUGCUGUACAUCUGGUCCUAAUACAAAUCCAACCAAACCUGACUUCUGCAAACUUAAGAUCUUCUUUCCAAUUAGAUUCUUUACACAGCUCCCAGGUUACUGGACUAUGUGUCUCUGGAGAGUAUCUAGUGUCAGCGUCGAUAGACCAGAGAGUCAGUUUAUUGAAAUGGAAGGUUGAGGAAGGCAUUCAAUGCGAAUUUGUAUCGCAGACAUUUUGCGAUGUCGCUGAUGUUCAGGGGAUGGAAUUUAUGGAGAGUGACAGUGAUACCAUUAAAGUGUGCGUCUUUGGAAAAGGGAUGGAGGUCAUUGAACUAAAGAAACCCAGUUGAUAUGAAUAAAUUAUUAUUAGUA